CGUUAACAGCACAAGUGGGGCAAGGAUGCUGACGUAUCUGGCCUGGAGGGACUAUACUGAAAUUUGCCCAAAAACACGUCUUCUUGCAGAGCGAAAGGUCCUUUCCGCCGCGAGGUCACUCCCGCGCUGUGUAGCGCGUACACAAAAUUGGAAGCGGCGCUCGGGAGAUGUUCGAAGGAAUGCCCCAAUGAGGAUCUCCACCUCCGCCUCCGCCUCCGCCGCAGCGAGGGGCCUCCUCCUUCUCCCUCCCCCUCUCGGCUCCUCCAUGGGAGCCGCACCUUACUUCUCGACGAGGAUUCACCACGUCCCCUUCCGCAACAAGAAGCGCUUCAUCUCCUCUUCGACUACGACUACAAGCAGCAGCUCCUCACAAAUAAAUGAGCCAUUGUUGGUGGUGGUGGGUGGUGGUGCAGCUGGGAUAUACGCUUCAAUAAGAGCGAAAACCCUAGCUCCUCAAUUGAAUGUAUUGGUUAUCGAGAAAGGAAAGCCUUUGUCAAAGGUAAAAAUUUCUGGGGGAGGCCGUUGCAAUGUGACCAAUGGACAUUUUCUUGAGGCAAUGAGAUUGACAGAAAACUAUCCUAGGGGAAAUAAGGAACUGCGUGGAUCGUUCUUUAAUGUUCAUGGCCCACAAGAUACCAUGGGUUGGUUCUCUGAUCAUGGGGUUCCGCUUAAGACAGAAGAUGACGGGCGAGUUUUCCCUGUUAGCAACAGCUCAGCUUCUAUAGUAGAUUGUCUUCUUAAUGAAGCUAAAAGGGUUGGAGUUUCAUUGCAGACUGGUAAAGUUGUCUCAAGCACAUCUGUUGUUGGCAAUGGGAAAUUUCUUCUGAAGGUUGAGAAGCGCACAAUAGACUUUGUAGAACAUCUAGAGGCUACGUAUGUCUUAGUUGCCACUGGGAGCAGCAAACAGGGCUACUCGAUCGCUGCCCAGCUUGGUCACUCCAUUAUUGACCCAAUGCCUAGCUUAUUCACAUUUAAGAUUGAAGAUGCACAACUGGCAACCUUGUCUGGGGUGACAUUUCAAAGAGUUAAAGCAAGGCUUAAACUGGACAAUGUCUCCAGGAGUAUACCUGAAUUAACUCAGGUUGGACCUAUGUUAGUGACUCACUGGGGACUCAGCGGGCCAGUGAUUCUUCGGUUAUCUGCAUGGGGAGCGCGUGAGCUAUUUCGUGCCAAUUACACAGGAAUGCUGUUGGUUGACUUCGUGCCUGGCAUUCAUAUUGAAGAGGUGAAAAGCAUCCUCUUUCACCACAAAGAUCAGUUUGCGAAGCAUAAAGCAAGCAAUUCAUUUCCCUUGGCAUUUGGUUUGGUGAAAAGAUUUUGGAGGUUUCUACUGGAAAAGGAGGGUUUAGAUGGUGACAUGUUAUGGUCUUCCAUUCCCAAGAGCAAUUUGAUUUCCAUAGCACUUUUGUUGAAGCAAUACUCAUUUAAGGUAGUAGGAAAGGGUCAGUUUAAAGAUGAAUUCGUCACUGCUGGGGGAGUUCCACUUUCAGAGAUUUCUCUUAACACCAUGGAAAGCAAGAAGCAACCAAAUCUCUUCUUUGCAGGAGAGGUGCUCAACAUUGACGGAAUUACUGGUGGAUUCAACUUUCAGAAUGCAUGGACUGGUGGAUACAUUGCAGGGACAAGCAUCGGCACACUAGCAUCAAGUUACCUGAUGCGAGAGGUGUCAUGAGCAAGACCUGAUAUCUGCAGAGUAAAACGAUUUGGAGGAACUCAGGACACAUUAAACAAGCCAAAGUUGCAAGAAAUUACAGGGAAAGGUUUAUCGUAAAACGGCUUGUUGAUUUCUCACGGAACUAUCUAUAAAUAUAUAGCACCAGUUUCGGUCAAUGAGGGUACUGCUGCUCAGAAGUUCCCAGCUAGAGAGAACACCGAUGCAGGAGCAACGCAAAGUCUUCAAUGUUUCCAUAAUGGUCGAGAACACGAGAAGUAUCUGUCAGAAAAAAAGAAAAAAAAAAGAAAAAGAAAAAAACGAACUAGAAUACGCCUUUAAUUACUUAGUUCUUAGAAAAAUAUUUACGAUCUUUAUGGAUGUGGAUGAAGCAUAUAUUUUACUUCUGAAAACUGAAAACUCUCUAAAUAUUGUGGGUAACUUGUGCAUGUUAAUGACUUACACGUCCCUGCAAACUUUGAUAAAUUACAUGUGAGUCCCUGGCAAGGGAAAUUACUUUUGGGAGA
This is a messenger RNA of Ananas comosus (pineapple), 2178 nucleotides long. RefSeq lists its product as uncharacterized. The transcript has 17 exons. NCBI's taxonomy places the organism in Eukaryota, Viridiplantae, Streptophyta, Magnoliopsida, Poales, Bromeliaceae. The record is from RefSeq and is a predicted model, not a curated record. Bases 26 to 1672 code for a protein of 548 amino acids.